CUUCUCCCGUUUCAGUGCGGCAUUGUCCUGGGAGCUCUGCUGCUGAUUUUCUGUUCUUGGAUGACUCAUCAAUCCUGCAUGUUCCUGGUGAAAUCGGCCAAUCUCAGCAAGCGCAGGACCUACCCCGGCCUUGCAUUUCACGCCUAUGGAAAAGCAGGAAAAAUGUUGGUGGAAACAAGCAUGAUUGGGCUGAUGCUGGGAACUUGCAUUGCUUUCUAUGUUGUCAUUGGUGAUUUGGGGUCCAACUUCUUUGCCCGGCUGCUUGGACUUCAGGUGUCGGGCAGUUUCCGGAUAGUCCUGCUCUUUGCCGUCUCCCUGUGCAUUGUACUUCCAUUGAGCCUCCAGAGGAACAUGAUGGCCUCCAUACAGUCCUUCAGUGCCAUGGCUCUGAUCUUUUACACCGUGUUCAUGUUCGUGAUUGUGCUGUCGUCCUUCAAGCACGGCCUCUUCAGCGGGCAGUGGCUGCAGCGAGUUAGUUACACUCGUUGGGAGGGCAUUUUUCGCUGCAUCCCCAUCUUUGGCAUGUCUUUUGCCUGUCAGUCUCAGGUCUUGCCUACCUAUGAUAGCUUGGAUGAGCCGUCUGUUAAAAUCAUGAGCUCCAUAUUUGCUUCUUCCCUAAACGUGGUCACCACCUUUUACAUUACGGUGGGCUUCUUUGGCUACGUGAGUUACACCGAAGCCAUUGCUGGGAACGUCCUAAUGAACUUCCCUUCCAACCUUGUGACGGAGAUGAUCCGAGUGGGAUUCAUGAUGUCGGUAGCUGUGGGGUUUCCGAUGAUGAUUCUCCCGUGCAGACAGGCGCUGAACACCCUUCUCUUUGAGCAGCAGCAAAAAGACGGCACCUUCGCUGCUGGGGGUUAUAUGCCCCCGCUUCGGUUCAAAGCCCUGACGCUGGCUGUUGUGUUUGGAACCAUGGUAGGAGGCAUCAUGAUCCCGAAUGUGGAAACAGUCCUGGGCCUGACAGGUGCUACGAUGGGAAGCCUCAUUUGUUUUAUCUGCCCGGCUCUUAUUUACAAGAAGAUCCACAAGAAUGCGCUUUGUUCACAGAUUAUACUGUGGAUUGGCCUGGGAAUACUGGUUAUUAGCACCUAUACCACCUUGUCUGCAACAGAGGACGCCCCUGUGAAGACAGAAGCGGUGGGCUUGGAGCACCUGGAUGGAGAGGAGAACAGAAUUGACCAAGAUUCAGUCAAAAUCCCAG
Molecule: messenger RNA, 1201 nt
Organism: Pelecanus crispus (Dalmatian pelican)
Lineage: Eukaryota; Metazoa; Chordata; Aves; Pelecaniformes; Pelecanidae
Source: RefSeq, a predicted model, not a curated record